AAUUUGAAUUAAGCGCAUUUUAUUUUUCAAUUUUGUGUGAACGAUUUUUUCUUGCUGAAUUUUGUCUAUGAGUUUAAUUUAUUAAAAGUAUUAUAAAUGGAUUUUGAUGAAGCUAAGGAAAAUAUACAGCCAUUGGCUCAGGGAAGAAAUGCAAGUAUUUUACAUGCAUCCUUAAGAGUAGAAUCAUCCCAAGAGUUGCAGGUCCAGCGAAAAGAAUUAGAAAAAGAAAUACACAAUUACAGUGGUGAUGAUCCGUUGUCUGUUUGGUAUAACUAUAUAGAAUGGAUAGAACAAAGUUUCCCCUCGGGUGGCAAAGAAUCAGGUUUGCAAGAAGUUUUAUCAAAAUGCUUGUCUAAAUUUGAAAGUGAUGAAAAGUAUAACCAAGAUCGCCGAAUGAUUAAACUUUAUAUAAAGUUUAUCGAUAGUCACAAGGAUCCGGCAGAAUGCUAUCAACAGUUGUUUAAUGCUGGUAUUGGUACAAUGGUAGCUGAUUUGUAUAUUGCUUGGGCAUACUGUUACGACUUAGUGGGCAAUACACGUAAGGCAGAUGAGGUAUUUCGACGAGGCAUUGCUUGUCGUGCUCAGCCACUAGACGAAUUGCAAGAAGCCCAUCAACACUUUGGAUUUUCAGUAGCCCAACGCCUAAUGUAUAAGGAUGAUGACACCGUUAAAGAGGAAACAAAUCGUCAAUUGUAUGAGAGACGUCUAGCCUUAACAUCGCUAAGGGGUCAUCGUCGCAAACAACUGGUUGGUAGCAUAAGAACUGGUUCGGCGGUAAAAAGUGCUAUGCCUGGAACAGUUAAGAUUGAUCAGCCUUCAACAUCAUCUCAAAGAGGUAAUGCUCGAGUUCAAGUUUUUAAGGAUGAAAAUGAGAACCCAAAUGUCAUAACAACCGCCACAUUAGACCCACCUGCAGAGGAGAUAUCUGUUGUGCGUUCCAUUAUAGAUGCUGCGCGAAAUCAAGAAAAUGAAAAAGAACCUGGACCUUGGAAUAAGGCUCAUAAUCGCAAGAAAGGCAAACUUUUUGGCAAGACAACAAUUACAAAUGAAUUGGGCUUCGAUAUCCAUGAGGACGACCAUGAUGAUGAGGAUUAUAAAAAACCAUGCGUUCCUCCCAUACCCAUUACCGAGAGUGAAAUUAAAUUUGGAAAACCAUUUAUUUAUCCUACAAACUUUUGUGCGAAAUCGAACCCGAUUAAAGGAUGGGCGACCCCAGUCACCACAGAAGAAAUGCCGGAUAAAAAUACUAUACCACAAUAUAAUAAAUGCAAAUUGUAUCCAAGGCCGAAUAUGGAAUUCCAAUUAGAGGAACUCAAGGCGUACUACAUACUAAAAAAAAGGACCACUACAAAUAAAUUCACAAACGAACGUGAUGUAUAUUGGGGCUGUGGGCCGAAUUAUAACAUACGUUUGUAUCCACACUUUGCCAAACAAUCGAAACCUCGAAAAAAAGAUGCAAUGGAUGAACCGUACAUACCGGACAAUUUACCUGGUCUAAAAGUGUCCUAUGAUGAAAUUUACAAUAAAGAAGAGAAGGUUGAACGACAAUAUGAGGAAAUUUUAGCUUUGGGUAUUAAACGUAACGAAACGAUUAUAAAAACUACCGAUAUGGAGGAGACCAUGUGUACAACAAGUGAAAAAGUACAACGUCGUAAAAGUUUCUUUCCACUACGAAAAUCAUUGGCCACAUCGGCUUUCCGAGCGCCAAAUAGAAUGUCGGUAAUGCCGGAACAUAGCGAGACAGAUGAAAAAACAACAACAAAUGAAUCGUUGUCCAUUCCUUCAGUCAGCUUGAUUGGAGAUGGUAUAAAAACUGUACCAGCUGAAAAAUCGGCUAAUAAUAAGGAAAUUCCCAUUAUGCCCAAAAUAGAUGAACAAGCUGAAAAACCAGCAAGAAUUGAAGAGAAAACUCCCUCGAUAACGAUUACAAAACAAAGUGAAACACCAUUAAUAUCAAGUGUAAACAAAGAAGAAGUAGCUAAUGAACCUGUUGUUACUUCUAAACCGUUUGAAAUAUUUAAAGAUGAUAGCGUGGUAGAAGUUAUAAACAACAAAUCUCCCACUUUACAAGGUAAGACAAUUGUGCCGGCCGAAGAUGAUUUUAAGUUUAAAACACCAGCAUUGCCUUUGGCUAAUUCUACAACGGUGGCUACGACAACGAACAAAAAAUUACAAUUUGAAAUAUUUGACGAUGAAAAUUUGCUAAAAAAUAGUCCCAAAUCUAUGCCAAAACCAGAUUUUAGCUGUGGUACUGGUGGCUUUUUUGAUCCUGAAGAAACAUGCUCUACGCAAACAUUCAAUAUAUUCCUAAAAGCCCAAAGUGUAAGCACUCCAAAGGCGAUUACAAAAUCCCAACCCCAAAGACAAUUUGGAAACAUUCUGAAGGAAGUAACUACGCCGAUGGUGUCGGAACCAAAAGAUGAUGCUACACCUGCUGAAAAUCAGAACUAUACAGCAGCUGGUGCACCACCUGCAGUUUAUUCUCCACCUCGACAACAAUUGUCAACUAUUUUAGAAACUUCAGAGCAUGGUACUACUCAAGGUACUCAUACUACGGGUGCUACCACAAAAUCGACUCUUAGUUCACCCGAAUUCGAUAUAGAUUCGCAAAUCCAAUCAACUAAUAUUAUCAAUCAGCCGCAAAUUGCUUUAGAAACAGUUAAAGAGUUAAGCUCUGAAACUUCUAAUGUAAUUUCACCCACCCAAAGUGUGGACCAAAUGAUGACUAGCUUAAAAAUUCAAAAUGUUACCGAUAUUAACAGUACAAGGCCACAGAGUGAAAAUCAGGCAACACCAGGGCCCACAAGAUUACAAAAGAAAUAUUCAUACGCAGGCGGUGGCUUAGACUUUUCAAUUUUUGAAGACACCACCGACAAAAAUCAAAAGCAGGUAGGCAAUUUCUCACGUUUGGAAGAAAAGGAAGAUACUGCAGCUGGUUGUGUAUUUAAAACAUUGCCUCCUAUACGUUUUCAAGACGAUAAAACAGAGACCAUACCUAAAAUGCUAUUGACAGCCCAACAAGUUAAGUUUCAAGAUGAUAAAACAGAAACCAUCUCGAAAAUGUUGUUCGCCCCACCACCACAUAUACAAUUUCAAGAUGAUAAAACGGAAACUAUAUCAAAAAUGUUGCUAGGUCCACCCCAGCCUAUUAAAUUUCCAGAAGAUAAAACAGAAACUAUAUCGAAAUUUAUGUUAGCACCACCAGAACCAAUUAAAUUUGAGGAUGAGAAAAUCGAACAUAAACAGAUAAACAUAGAAAAAAAUCAGCCAGAGCCUAUGAACCAAGAUGAUUCUUUUGAAUUUUUUGGUCACACUCCUCCUAAAGCAGCGAAGCAUUUAGUUUCCAAACAAAUAUCGCAUGUACGAACUGCAGCCGAUAACCGCACCCCAUUAACAUUUGACUCAAAACGCUUUUGCGACAAAGAUACACCUGUUAUGCAAAAAACGAAAUCCCACUCAAAUCCCACUGUACUUUUCGAGGAUGAAACACCACCUCACAUGAAAUCAUUGAACAAACCCACCACCACUAACAAGAAUAAUCUAAAAGAUUCAUUUUUGCCGGAUUUCUCAUUAAUAGAGGAUAGUCAGCCACAAACGAACAAAGUGAAACAACCUCCUAAAAGCAAAUCAGUGUUUAGAGAUUCUUUCAUUCCAGAUUUUUCAUUAAUAGAAGAUUCUCAGCCCCAAGCCAAAGAAAUGGCUACAAUCCAACAUAAAACAAUAAAUGAAUCUAUUUUACCAGAAUUUUCUUUAAUUGAAAAUACACAACCUAAGCAGGGCAAAUCAACGCAGGCCCAUUCUCGAAAUGCACCAUAUUUAUCCGAUUUUUCUCAUGUGCCCGAAACACAACCAAACGAUUCCAUAAUUAUAUCAUCGCAACCCAUAGAACCGAGAUUUUUAAAACAAACUUCUAUGAAAUCUUCUUUGCAGUCAUCAUUUCAAAAGGAUUUUUCCAAAACGAACAUGGUUGAAAACAAAGUUGACGAAAAUAUUCACUGGAAACAAACACCCAAACCCAAGAGUGUUGCGAACAGAACACAGGAUGGCACCACGUUAAAAAACAUACUCAUGGAUACAUUUAUGAAGGAUUUUUCAGAAAUUAAUGAACCACCUCCCAUACCUAAUGAUAUUAAGGAAAUAACAAUGGUGCAACCCAGUAAAAACAAUUCGUCGUUAAGAUUUCUUAACGAGUCUGUAAAACACAAAGUGGAAAAUCCUAAAAAUCUCAAUGAAAGUAAUUCCAAAUUUGCAAAUAUAUCCACUAAUAGUAAGGAAACAAAAUUAAGUUUCUUAGCACCAGCUCCUCCUCCUCCUACAGAAAAGAAACGUUCAUACGGUAGCGAUGAUGAUAAAUAUUUCGAACUUAAUUGUGAAACGGAAAUGUUUGGUACUAAUAUGAGUAUGAUAAAAAAUUCCACUUGGCUGCCAAAUCAUGGGCCCUCCUUUUCCAAGGGAAAUGCUAAACAGUUUCCACAAAUAAAAGAACAAUCAAUACAUAUUAAAGCUGAAGAGAUUUCCUCAAAUGCUUCAACAUCAUCUUCGACUUUAAGAGCUCAACCAGAACAACCAGUGUACAAUAGAUCAGAAAACUCGAGAAAAUCUAAACUAAGCUUCAUGGAAAAAUCUCUUAGUAAAAACGAUUUUAGCAUUGAUAUUAGUACCUCUGAGUUGGCCGCCAUCAAUGCUAAAAAAGUACUAAAACAUGCAGACAAAACCCCAGUUGUCAUUCUGGAAUCACCCGAACAACUUGCUAAUGAUGAUGAUGACGACUGUGAAAUGAGUAUUUACUAUAAACACACACCUAAAACACCCAAACCCCAGCUACAUGUUUGGGAUGAUGCUGAUAGUUAUAAAACCCCCGCCCACAAUCAUUAUGUUCACGCCGAACCUGAUCUAAAUCAAACACAUCAAACCAUUGAGAACAUAUGUAUUGAUCCAAAUGUGAAUCCAUUUAAUGUUGACUUGAUUAACGCCUUCUUAGAGCAACACUAUGUUAUCAGUUAUUUGGAAAGUCUGCCGACGUGCAAGCUGGUUGGUUGUAUUCAACGUUUAAAACAACACGCAACAUUCGACAUAAACGGUGUCCAUUUUGAUGUUCUAAAACUGAUUGGGGAGGGUGCUUAUGGUGCAGUAUUUUGUGGAAAAGAAACUAGCUCUGGUAAACUGGUGGCAAUGAAACAGGAAAAACCACCAAAUUAUUGGGAAUAUUAUAUAUGCUUAGAAAUACAAGAACGCAUACGAACUGAUGAAAUGCUGCCGGCAUAUAUGAGUGUUGAUUAUGCACUAAUUGGUAACAACUCCAGCAUACUUAUAUCGAAUUUUUCCUCCUUUGGUUCUCUAAUAACUGUGUGCAAUAAAAUUAAAAAGCACACUAUGAAAAAUGUCGAUGAGUAUGUGGUAAUGUUGUUGGCUAGUGAAUUACUCGAAAUAAUGGAUCAUUUGCAUGCUGUUAAUAUAAUUCAUGCCGAUGUAAAGGCUGAUAACUUUUUGCUUAUGAACAAAUUAACGUAUCCUCCAGCCCAACGCUGUUUGCAGCUAAUAGAUUUUGGUGUAUCGAUAGAUUUGAAACUUUUUAAACAGGGACAAACGUUUAACUUUGUACACAAUGACAAUUCAUUCAAGUGUCCCGAAAUGCGUGAAGAACGCCCCUGGACUUAUCAAUUGGAUUUGUAUGGAUUAGCUGGUGUUUUGCAUGUGUUGCUAUUCGGCAAGUACAUGGAUAUUGAGAAGAAGGCACGAGGCUUUUGGAUGCAUAAAACACAUGUACCACGUUACAUAAACAAAAAUUUAUGGGAUGAAGUUUUCAAAACCUUACUUAAUAUUCGUGAUUGUAAUUCCAUGCCUAAUUUACAAGACUUGCGGGCAUUAUUAAAGAAAGAAAUGGAAGAGAAAGAUAAAUAUGUGUUAAAAAUGGUCAAUGAAUUCAAUCGGGCCCUUUCUAAUUAACAAUUUCUGUAUUAUUUUUUUAACAUGAAACAUUCAAUAAAUAUUAUUUUAGUUAGUAUGUAUGUAAUUAUGUAUAAGUUUUGAUUUGUAUUUUAUAACAUUAAUUUAUUUAAUAAAAAUACAAUACAUUUAUAUUCAUAAAA
Molecule: messenger RNA, 6089 nt
Organism: Calliphora vicina (urban bluebottle blowfly)
Lineage: Eukaryota; Metazoa; Arthropoda; Insecta; Diptera; Calliphoridae
Gene: BubR1
Product: Bub1-related kinase
Exons: 6
Coding region: 97-5946 (1949 amino acids)
Biological process (GO): meiotic sister chromatid cohesion, centromeric; protein phosphorylation; mitotic spindle assembly checkpoint signaling
Cellular component (GO): nucleus
Molecular function (GO): ATP binding; protein kinase activity
Source: RefSeq, a predicted model, not a curated record